AUGACAGAAGAAAUAUGGACAUCACGAUAUGGCGAGCAACUGAAUUGCUGGCAAAUGAAUGGUUCUUUUGGAGCAUUCCGAGAUCUUCUGUCAAAUAAUCGUCGUAAGCCACCACCUCAGCCUUUCUUCACGUGGAAAGGAAACUACUACACAUAUUUCCAAUUUCCACCCGCAGUUCCACCUGUCGUCAACGUAUCUGGGCCAAAAUUCUUCUUUGACUCUGCCAAUGAUAUUAAAGGAGGAUCAAUGCACCUGGACGAUCAUCGUUGUUUGAAUGCGAAAAGGAUGCGCACGGAUCCCAACCACUCUUCAUCCCGUACGCCCCUCUCGCUGCAAAACGACAGCGCUGAUUUGCCGUGGAACUCCGCUGCCGGCUCCCGUGGCAACACAUCCUCAACGUUGGCAGGAUCUCAUCAACAUUAUCCAGCUGAUACUCUGUGGUUGGGACAAAUGAAUUCUGCAUCGGAGCUCGAGUGCAAUUUCGACGAUUUGCCAUCUCCAGAGGAUACCAACAGUAUGUCAGACAUGUGCAAUUCGAAUUGUUCGGAAACAGACAAAACAAACAAAUCAAAGAAGAAAGAAAAACCUGACCAACCUCUGUAUGUUCCUCCAAAUCGUCGAAAAUCAGAAGAGUCAUUUGGGAAAGACGGAUCACAUGCUUCACUCUCUCCAAAAUCAACGAGUGCAGAAGUAAUGCCUACCCGAAAACAUUCUACUCUUCUCAAGAACCAUGAAAAUAUCAUUUGUUGUAGUUCUGAACUACUUUCACACUCGUCAACUGAUAGCCAUGACGAGGACUUGGUGGUCAGUCAUGUCAAGGUUGUUUCCGGAUUUAACAAAGAGCCGCGAAGCGACGACGACCUCUUGCCACGACCACUUGCGGUCAAGAAAAAGGAAGCCCGAAAAGGCUUGCAAACCUGUCCAUCUGGAUCUUCAGAGAGCGAAUGCCAGAACACAGCUGUUUGGCCAACCACUUCAUCAUCACCUUUGAAGAAUGGACGGCUUACUGGACGGUUAAAUAGUCGAAUCGGAUUUCAAGAACGGAAAGAGCACACGUAUACAGACAUUCAAACAGAAGUAACCGAACCUUUCAUCGAUUCCCAUUGCCAUUUAGAUUUUAUUUUCAAAAAAUUUGGUUAUGGAGGCAUCGAUGAUUGGCUGCUAUCUGAACCUGGGCUUUCACAUAAAAAGUUUCGUGGAUGCAUACCUAAUUUCAUCGAGCCGAGUUUGUUCGCGAAAGGUGGGGAAAACUCACCACAAUAUGAUUUUGAUUGGAUACUGCAACAGCUACAGAGCAAUUACGUAUUAGGAGCAACAUACGGCUGUCAUCCUCACUUCGCGGACUCCUUCAAAGAUUCGAUCCAUGACACACUAGUUCAUCUAUUGGAAAAUCGAAAAAAGUCCAAACUUCUAGCGAUUGGAGAAUGCGGAUUAGAUUACAUGAAAAGCGAUGUAGUCUCGGAAGUGCAAGUCGAAGUGUUCAGAGCACAGCUGGCUCUAGCAAAAGAAUAUCAGAUACCUUUGGUGAUCCACUGUCGAUCGGGAUCGAGAGGGCUAGGUGAUGCUGAAAAGAUUUGCUUGUCCGUCAUGAAUGAUGUGGGCCUUUCUCGUUUUCAUAAUAUUCAUCGACAUUGCUUUACCGAGAGUUGGGAAGUUGCGAAGAAAUGGAUAGAUGCAUUUGACAAUAUCUACUUUGGGUUCACAUCGGCUGUUGCGAAUUGGGAACAAUCUGCUCCUGAAAAGUAUGAGGUACUAAAGCGGCUUCCACUACGGAGGAUAUUGCUCGAAACUGAUGCUCCUUAUUUCAGACCUCGUCAGUACGAUGCCGCCAAAACGAGUGUAUGUGAGCGAUUUGCGUUGCCACCAAUGGCUGUUAAUGUUGCGUUUGUAAUUGCCAAAGCGAAAAACAUGGAUGUAAAUGACGUGAUACGUGAAACAACACAAAAUGUCUUACAGAUGUACUGUAUCAAGGAAGAUGAAUUUUUUGUUAGCUAG
Molecule: messenger RNA, 1995 nt
Organism: Necator americanus (New World hookworm)
Lineage: Eukaryota; Metazoa; Nematoda; Chromadorea; Rhabditida; Ancylostomatidae
Exons: 21
Coding region: 1-1995 (664 amino acids)
Molecular function (GO): hydrolase activity, acting on ester bonds
Source: RefSeq, a predicted model, not a curated record